Molecule: messenger RNA, 5021 nt
Organism: Salarias fasciatus (jewelled blenny)
Lineage: Eukaryota; Metazoa; Chordata; Actinopteri; Blenniiformes; Blenniidae
Product: NXPE family member 3-like
Exons: 7
Coding region: 218-1900 (560 amino acids)
Source: RefSeq, a predicted model, not a curated record
UAAAUGAGUGAUCACAGCAUAAUGAUUAGAGUGUGAGUUCAUUAUACAACAUGUAACAUUAUUUUUUGUUUGUAACAGAGAAAUCUUUAAUUGGAUAUGUUUUAUUAUCCUUCCCGAAAUACCAGAUAUGCUGUUUAUGAUGGAGGUGAUUUAGUUUUAUAUUAACCUGUUUUAUGCUUUCUUUUCAGAGCAGUGAGUUAAAUCAACAAAAUAUCACAUGCAGAUAAAGUUAAAAACUAAAUCCAUCAUGGACAGAAAUUGGAAAGGAUUGCUGAAGUCUGGCAUCAUCUUUGUGUCCUUGAGUCUGUUUGUCUACACAUUUUAUCACAUCGACUUUCUGGAGUUUCAGAAAACACCGAAGCCUCCAUUCAAGAUCAACAGAGGUUCCAGUGAUCCAGGCUCCAAUCAAAACUACUGCACCUUCCGUCCUUUGUCUCCUGAAGAGAUUGAUGAGGAAAACACUCUUUUAGAUUCUAUAGCUUGGCCAAAUACUCCAUCUGUGCCACCUCCUGUUUCCCUGAAUGACACCAGCAAUGCAGCCCGCAGCAAUUUUGUCAUUCUCCCAAGGCCAGGAGGUGGAUCGUGGCUCGUGGGGGAUCAGCUGGAGGUCAUGAUCAAGAUGUUUGACUUUAAGGGUCGUCCCAAGAAUCAUGGGGGAGAUUUCUUACUGACUCGGCUGCACAACCGGGCACUUGAAGCAGGUGUCGCAGGUCAAGUGGUGGAUCAUCUCAAUGGCACCUACUCUGCUGUGUUCGUCUUACCCUGGGAAGGAAAGUCACAAGUUGAGGUAACAUUGGUACAUCCCAGUGAGGCAAUCCCAUUCCUGCAGAGGUUUGCUGGUGAAAAGCCUAAUGGAGUGGACUUCUACAGCACUUUUCAAUCAGGCUCACUCAAUGAGAUAACCAUGUGCAGUGUGUGCCUGCCUCCAACCCAGCAGCCACAGUGUAACUACACUGACCUCAAUACAGGUGAGCUGUGGUUCUGCUACAAGCCACAGAAUCUGAGCUGUGAUGCCAGGAUCAAACACUUCCACGUGAAGCAAAAACUCCCCAAGGCCAAGGAGGAUGUACUCUUUGAAAAUGGUGUCACCAUGAACAUUGGCAUUCCAGCUUCAGGACCUGCUCAUGUCACUGUGUUUCCCAAAAUGAAAGGUCAACUUGCAACGGACAGCAACAAGGACAUACCUGGACCUGCUGGUUACUAUUACAAAGGUCUGUGGAGUUCACUGAGUGGCUCCACAGUGAAACGGUUCAAUAGUGCCUCUGCCAUCAGCCAGUGCCUCAAAGACAAGGUGGUCCACAUGUAUGGAGACUCUACAGUCAGGCAGUGGUUAGAAUUCCUCUCUUCAGAACUAUCAGAUCUCAAGGUAUAUAACCUGUACAACUUGAAGAAGCCUGGACCUUAUGUGGCACUGGACUAUGCCAAAAACAUCUUUGUUACAUUUCGCUGCCAUGGCCUUCCUCUUCGUAUGGGCUAUUUACCAGUUACAGAGCUACAUUAUAUUGCCAAUGAACUAGAUGCAGUAACUGGAGGGAAGAACACAGUUGUAGUUUUUGGUGUCUGGGCACAUUUUAACACUUUCCCCAUCAAGUACUACAUCCGUCGGUUAAUGAGCAUCCGCAAGGCAGUUGUUCGACUGCUAGCCAGAGCUCCAGAUACUAGAAUUAUUAUCCGGACAGCAAACCUGAAGCAAUCCUCAACGCCCUAUUCAGUACUUUUCAGUGACUGGCCUUCACUGCAACGUGACAAGAUACUGAGGACCAUGUUUAAGGGAAUGGAUGUUUAUUUCGUGGACGCCUGGGAGAUGACUGUGGCUCACUACCUCAAGCAUGACAUCCACCCACCCCGUCCCAUCAUUAAGAAUAUGAUUGAUGUUGUUUUGUCAUAUAUUUGCCCUUGAAACUAAGGGUACAAACCUGAAUUGUCAUGAAUAUGCUUUUUAAUUGUGAGGGGUUUUUAUGCACCCAAACUUUCUCUGCUAUUUGUAGACUCUGAUGUUAUUUAGGUCUUAAGUAAAUUUACUUCACGGACACACGAUUUAGGGUACACUUGUGAUGACAGAGUAAUAAACUGUUUAAAGUGAAAUACAAAAGUAUUUCAUUAAAUGCCAAUUAUUAAUUGUCAUGAGUGGAUAUUUACUCAUCAAUAAUGUCAAGCAAACAGUCAUUAGGGAGUGAGCAAAUCACAGAGCAAUUUAACCAUUACAUCAUUGAUUAAUUGACAUGUUAUUGAUCAAUCAUCAAUGCCAUAAAUGACCAACUUACUGAAAAAUGGAUAAAUUACCGAAAAUGAGCUAUGGGAAAUUUAGAAUUAUGAAUAACAUAAAUUUUUUUAUUUAUUAAUAAUUCUUGGGCACCAUGUUGAAACCAAGGCGAGUUACCAAACUCCAGUCUCAAAAAGGGGAAAAAUAAUUUAAAUUUGCUGUCAAUCUUCAGGGUAAACAUCUGUUUAAAGUGUCAUAGAAGCAUGAGAACAACACAUACAAAAAUGACUUGUCACAAAUACACCAAAAAUUACCAUGAAACACAGUUUAUUAACAUGUCUACUUUUACAUUCUACAAAGAAAGCACUCUUAAUGAACACAUCAAUAAAUUCUUAAGACACACUCAAACAAUGUGUUAAAAAGGCCAGGUUGUUGUUAUUUGUCCAGUUCUUGCACCCCCUUGUGGAGAGUUUUAUUAAUGUAGGGGACGUGGGGGUCGCUCGGGGCGCUGGAGGGCUGCUGCUACUACUGCUCCUACUGACUGUGUUGAGCUGCAAGGGCUCAUGGGAAACGGGACUGAGUUCGGGGGCCGUUUCGGGCCAGUUUCUGUGUCCUGUUUCAUUUAUUUGUGUUUCAUUUAUUAUGUCUGUGUUUGGUUUAUUGUUUGUGCGCUGUUGCCACCUGUUUUGUGUUCUUUUAUUUUCUUUAUGUGCGCACCGUGGGUCAGGGGGACUUUUGGGGGGAGGGACGUGGCCUGCGCACCACCCGGGAGGGCGCAGGUGUGCACAGGGUUAAGUUGUUGUCACAAUAAACUCUGAUACUUGUGAAAACUAAAGAGCAGCCGCUCGUCGAGAUUCGCCAAAUUAAUAUUGUUAAAUUUUGAUUAGGCACAUUUUUGGCCACCCAACGCUAGGACCCAGCUAUGUUUCCAAUGAAAACAAGAAAUGUUCAAGUUUCUCCCUGAAGUUGUUGAAAAUGAUGUGUGUGCAUCAGCAAGUAAUUGCAAAUUUGUGAGGAUAUAUUUGUGAUUAUAUAUCAUUUCUAUGUGCACAGAGAUUCUUACGGAGCUCCGCUGGUGUCAGGGUGCAUAAUAUUUUAUUAAGGCGAGGUAACACCUUCUAUAGUGUGGGCACACGUUAUUAAAGCAUUAUCUCACUAUAAUAAAGCGAGGGAACGGAAUAAAUAUGGCGUUAAAUUUAGCACACCUCUAUGUUCUUGAUGAGUGCUUCGUGAUCUGAGAGGAUGCAUGCUGUUCACGCAAACGCAACACGGUGACUGGCAAAGGAAAUAUUGGACAUGAUUAAUGCUAAUUUGUUUUAUUUCCAUAUUGGGCUAACAUACAAAGAAAUACUUACUUCACUUUCAUCCAAUGGAUUCAUUAUAAGUCUUAGCCAUCUCAAAAAGAUUCUGAAAGCAAAUGAGCUUUGCCAUCAUACUUUUGCUGAUGUUGAAACAAUUAUAGACGUCAUCAUCAGUCAACUGGAUGCCCAUGGUCGCCUCGAUGCAUACUGCUGGAUGCACACAAAGUGCUUGGAGCAUGGUAUUCGAGCCAGAAAAGAAGAUGUUCAGAUUAUUAUUCAAGUACUUGUAGCACUACACUGAUGCCAUCGACUCCAGCGCAGACAAUAUUUUUCCAAAGGACCAAAUUUCAUUUGGCAUGUAGAUUUCUACGAUAAACUCAAAUCAUAUGGAAUCUGCAUAAAAGGGUGUAUCAAUGGUUUUUCCCACUGGAUCAUUUGGCUGAAUGCUGCGCACACAAGCAGCAACCCGCAAGUCAUUUCAGGUUACUAUUUGAAUGCAGUGGAGAAGUUCAAUGGAUGCCCAAGAAUAGUACGUGCUGAUUUUGGAACUGAGAAUGUGACUAUGCGGGACAUCCAAUUGUUCAUCAGACGUGAGGGAGAAGAUGACAGGCCAGGAGAGCAAGGUUCCAUCUCCAGCGCCAGUAAUGCGAAUCAACGCAUUGAAUGCUGGUGGGGCUGCUAAGACGAGGACCUUUUUGACGGAGAUUUCCUGGACAAGGCAUUAGUGCAACUGUGCUUUAAAAACAUAACCUAGGUUUGUUUACACUAAAUGUUGAGGGGUUGUGACUUCAAUGUAAGUUGACUGGGCCUACUGUUGUACAUGUACUUCUUUUGUUAUUUAUGGUUAUUAUUAUACUGAUAUGAUUAUUAUUUUACAAUAUAAUUAUUAUUAAUUAUUAAUUUUUAUUCAUAAAUAGUUUUGAUGUUUUUUCUGAUAUAUUUUAAAUUAUUUUUACAUUAAUAACUGAAUGAGAUUGCGGCUGUAUGAAAUGCACACCGGGUCCGACCAACAAGAGACCUGAUGCAAUCUCACGUGAUCCCAAAUGCAAUGUUCAUGGCACCCCAGCUAUGGGGUGCACAUCACUUCAUGGUCUCGCCAAACACCACAGAUCUAGAGAGAACCAAGGACUCGUGCAUUUUCCUCACUGCAGUGCCCUGUGAUGAGGACAUUUUUGAGCUAUGCAUAACACUAAUGGAUGAGCUGAAUUUGAGUUUCCCCAAUGAUAGACACAUUGCAUUCAGGGAUCAGGGGUCAGUCAAAGCUCAUUACAGUGACGCCAGUAGUUUAUUUUAUCUUUCUAAGUUUGUUGUAACAGAUUACUAUUGUCUUAUUCAUCAGUCACACUGCUCAUCAUUAGAGUGACUGCUGGUUAACUUGACAUUACUGCUUACCAUUCUCCCGAGCAUACUGUAUAGUUUGGUUUGUAGAGAUGACAUUUCUUCCGAAUCAUUUUAACUCUUAAAAUCUAUUUGUGGAUGCUGGAAACUUGCUUAGCAUAGGUAUUUGAAUAAAAUCA